Molecule: messenger RNA, 2272 nt
Organism: Juglans microcarpa x Juglans regia
Lineage: Eukaryota; Viridiplantae; Streptophyta; Magnoliopsida; Fagales; Juglandaceae
Product: tubby-like F-box protein 3
Exons: 7
Coding region: 837-2060 (407 amino acids)
Molecular function (GO): protein binding
Source: RefSeq, a predicted model, not a curated record
ACAAAUCUAGGCCACUUUCGUCUGUACGACGGUGCCAUCUUCCUUCUUAUCCUGGUGCUUCCCAUUACCAAAUGACCAAAACGGGUUUCGUUCCCACUAACCGAAAUGCGGGCUAUCCUGUCUAAAACAUGUUUCUGUAAUAGUGCCCUCCGAUGUUGGUUUCUUUGUUGUUUGGAUCUAUGAAAUUCAGUUACUCGUUGCAAAUGUUUGAUGCUUAGUUUUUUUUGGGUGUCUGGUAAUGAUAUGGAGAGGAUCUGUUUGGGGAAAAAACUGAAAAUUUGAUUGUAUUUGGCGGUUUUUUUUUUAAGGGUAUUAUCCAGUUGCUGUUUUGCUGGAUUUAUUGGCCCAGAUUGAUAGAUUUAGUUGAGUUUUGGGUCUUUCUGGAUCUGGGUCCGCGUGUAUGUGGCUUGCUACAGUGUUAUUGUCUUAUUUUCUAGAAAAAGCCUAUGGCCAAUUCUCACAUUCCGAGGUGAGAGAAUUUGUGGCGAUGGUUUGUCAGUAUUAUCGAAGUAUGGAGAAACAGAUGUUGGGUCUUUGGGGUUUAUGGGUUUGUGUAUUUGCUUUAUCCAGAGAUAAGUUUUGGCAUUAGCUUAGUAUUGUAUUUCUCAAAAUUUGGGAGGAAUUUUUGGUUGAUUUCCAUGCUUUAGGGAAAGCAUUAGAGUUUGUCUCUCUCAGCAAAUUACAACCUUUUGGCUUUUGCCUCUGGGUUUAUCAUCGUUAGUGUUUGCUAGCUUGUAUUUUGUGAGAAAUGUGGUUUACUUUGGAGGCAUUUGGAGUUUUUUGAUACGAGGUUUAUGUUAUUAGAGUUAUAAAGGCGAGGACAAAAGAGGCCUCAUAUGUCGAUUAUGAGUAUCAUUCAGGAUAUGAGGGGUGAGUUUGGGAGCAUGUCCAGAAGAGGGUUUGGGGUGAAGUCUGCAUAUGGAAUGAGAUCCAGGUCGCAACGGGUGGUCCAGGACAGCUCAGUGGGGGCAAUCCAUGCUUUGAAGCAGAGCUGUUGGGCUAACUUGCCGCCGGAGCUUUUGAGGGAUGUGCUAAUGCGGAUAGAGGCCUCUGAAGAUACUUGGCCUCCCCGGAAAAAUGUGGUUGCUUGUGCUGGUGUUUGUAGGAGCUGGAGAGAAAUCAUGAUAGAAAUUGUGAAAUCACCAGAAGUUUCCUGCAAGUUGACAUUUCCGAUAUCCUUGAAGCAGCCUGGCCCAAGGGACUCCCUCUUUCAGUGUUACAUCAAACGAAAUCAUAGCAGCCAAACAUAUUAUCUUUAUCUCAGCUUAAAUCGAGCCUCAACCGAUGAUGGCAAGUUUCUUCUUGCUGCACGGAAGUGUCGACGCCCUACUUACACAGAUUAUAUCAUCUCUUUGAAUUCCGAUGAUGUUUCAAAAGGGAGUAGCACCUUCAUUGGAAAGUUGAGAUCAAACUUUUUGGGGACCAAAUUCACAAUCUAUGAUGCGCAAGCUCCACAUACUGGAGUGAAAGUCGUCACCAAAUGUCGUUCUACCAGGCUAGUUAAUUUGAGGCAAGUCUCCCCGAGAGUCCCCGCUGGCAACUAUCCCAUUGCUCAUAUUUCAUAUGAGUUGAAUGUCUUGGGCUCCAGAGGUCCUAGGAGAAUGCAGUGUGUCAUGGAUGCCAUUCCCGCCUCUGCUGUUGAGCCAGGAGGUGUGGCUCCCACACAGACUGAAUUCCUUGUCAGCAGUGUGGAUAAUUUUCCAUCUCUUCCUUUCUUCAGAUCAAAAUCAAUGCGCACAGAGAGUUUCCUAUCUGGAAAUUUGUCUGGUGAGAGUGAGGGAAGGCUGGUUUUAAGGAACAAAGCUCCUAGGUGGCAUGAACAACUCCAAUGCUGGUGUCUGAACUUCAAUGGACGUGUGACAAUUGCUUCAGUUAAGAAUUUUCAGCUGGUUGCAUCUCCUGAGAAUGAAGCUGCUGGGCACGAGCAUGAGAAUGUCAUUCUCCAGUUUGGCAAAGUGGGAAAGGAUACAUUCACCAUGGAUUAUCAGUAUCCAAUCUCAGCUUUCCAGGCAUUUGCCAUAUGCCUCAGCAGCUUUGACACUAAGAUCGCCUGUGAAUGACUCGCAGCAGCAGCGAUCGAUCUCGCCAGCUCAAACUUAUAUUUAGGUGUUGGCAGAUGCAAUAGAAGUUGAUUGCAGGAGGGGACAUCUGGUGACAAAGUUGUUCACGAGUGGAGUUGCCAUCUUGGCUGUUAGGCCCUUUGGCUUUUUCUCUGUACAUAAAACUGUCGGUGUUAUGAGCAAUACAUGCCUAUGAUGAUGGUUUUCUUUUU